Phycomyces blakesleeanus NRRL 1555(-) is the source of this 603-nucleotide messenger RNA. RefSeq lists its product as hypothetical. NCBI's taxonomy places the organism in Eukaryota, Fungi, Mucoromycota, Mucoromycetes, Mucorales, Phycomycetaceae. The transcript is spliced from 3 exons. Bases 1 to 603 code for a protein of 200 amino acids. The record is from RefSeq and is a predicted model, not a curated record.
AUGGAGAAUCUCUUGCUCAGAAAGGCAGCAAUCAAUCACUGUCUUGGUUGCCGACCUGUCAUUUGUGCCACAAAUGACAAAAGGACCAGCAACUUCGAGGUUGCAAGUAACGAUGUUGCUGGUCCUCAACUUUGGUCCAGGCCAACUCGAAGCUCUCUGGUUGAGUUGGCUGCCGCCAUUGGCAUAGAGUGCCAGGACUUGGUCCGCAGUUUGGUGCCUUUCUGGGCAAGAGAAGGCAUUGUUUCCUUUGAGGAAAACGAUGAAGUGGUUUGCGCCAACAAGAUAGUCCGGUCCUCUGUUGACAGCAGGCAUGGUCGAGCAAGCAAUCUUGCUGUGCUCGACGACGCCAGGGAGUAUGGAUUUAUUCUUAAAUUCUUCUCCCAAACUGUCAACAGAGUGACCAGACUCUUUGCGGCCAUCGACUGUCUUUCCGAUGUUCAACGCGUGAACCAGGAUCUUUUCCCUGUGUGGGAUAGCCUGGCACCUGGUGUGGUGAAGGUGGUGGACGUGAAGUCUAUCAAGGGGAUCGCUGGCCUCGUCCACGACCCGAACGACGAGGCCAUUCGGCACAUUAUCUGGCCUUCGCCAAAAUACAACCAAUAG